AUGAGCGCCGGUUCACACAAGCGGGCACAGGGCGAGCCGGCCUUCGCGCAGGUUUGCGUCGCCCCACGCAUGCCGGCGCUGCUGCGCCCGCAGUUCCAGGUGCUCGACGCGGACAACCUCAAGGCCAUUGACCGGCGGCUGCAGCACGAUGACGCCACACGGAAGGAGGAGGAGGCGAUUCAGGCGCGGUGCGCCAGCUCACGUGAGCGGUCGCGUGCGGAGGCACAGCGGAAGAUAGAGGCGAUCCAAAAGCGAACCGCACGACACGCAAACGCGGCGGCGAUGGUUGAGGAGCGCCGCCUGCAGGCCGAGUUCCGUCAGCUGUGCAACUGGUAG
Trypanosoma grayi is the source of this 336-nucleotide messenger RNA. RefSeq lists its product as hypothetical. The record is from RefSeq and is a predicted model, not a curated record. Bases 1 to 336 code for a protein of 111 amino acids. NCBI's taxonomy places the organism in Eukaryota, Euglenozoa, Kinetoplastea, Trypanosomatida, Trypanosomatidae. The transcript has a single exon.